This is a messenger RNA of Juglans regia (Persian walnut), 3138 nucleotides long. RefSeq names its product G-type lectin S-receptor-like serine/threonine-protein kinase At4g03230. Lineage: Eukaryota; Viridiplantae; Streptophyta; Magnoliopsida; Fagales; Juglandaceae. Bases 16 to 3138 code for a protein of 1040 amino acids. Gene Ontology annotation, biological process: recognition of pollen; protein phosphorylation. The record is from RefSeq and is a predicted model, not a curated record. The transcript is spliced from 8 exons. Gene Ontology annotation, molecular function: ATP binding; protein kinase activity.
CCUGCUUUCUUAGUAAUGGCAAGCCAUAGAAGAAAACCGAACAAACGAUGGUCUGCAAGUCGCUUAAUGCUUUCUUCUAUCUUUUUCUUUUUGUGUUCCUCAACUGUAUAUUGCUAUGCUGGAGAUACUCUUAAGCAUGGCCAGUUUAUUGUUUUGAACAAAACUCUUGUCUCCGCUGGGGAAAAGUUUGAACUGAGAUUCUUUACCACUACCAGCAUUAACGCCACAGGCCCCCAAAGUUUCGUUGGAAUAUUCUAUCAUCAAUUGGAUAGAGAUUCAGUUGUAUGGGUUGCCAACCGGGACAACCCAUUGCCUGGGAAUUUCACUGGUGUUUUUGGAAUUGCAGAAGAUGGAAACCUCAAGGUAUUGGACACCGCCGGGAAUGAAUAUUGGUCUACAGGUCUUGAGAAUUCCUCCUCUACAAAUCGAACUGUGAAGCUCAUGGAUUCUGGAAACCUAGUAUUAAGCGAUGAUGAUAGCAUGGAGACGAGUCCAUGGGAGAGCUUCAAAAAUCCAACCGAUACUUUUCUUCCAGGUAUGACGAUGGGUGACAAACUGACAUUAACUUCAUGGAAAGGCAAAGAUGACCCUGGAAGUGGGCGAUGCACGUUUAAGUUAGAUCAAGAAACAGAGAGCCAAUAUGUUGUCAUAAAAAAACAAUCCGUGUACUGGAAAAGUGGGAUGGCAAGAGGUAAGUUCCCGAGCUCGGAUGACAUAAUUCUUCCUGCCAUAGCCGACCUGUUAUCCAAUUUCAGCAAGAGCGGCAUACCUGACUAUCUGAAAAACCCAACAAAACAGCUGCCGACUAAUCGAAGUUUAGAUCUCACAAGGCUGGUAAUGAAUAACAAUGGGCAGUUACAGUAUCUGACCUGGAAUGAGUCGAAACGCAAUUGGUCUUUAAUAUGGUCGAAACCGGAAGACGAAUGUGGCAUUUAUAACUAUUGUGGGAAAUUCGGAAGCUGCAACAUUAAUAAUUGGCCUUUAUUAUGCAAAUGUUUGCCGGGGUUCAAGCCUAUUAACCCUUUUGAUUAUUGGGAGUCGACAGAUUUUUCUGUUGGCUGCAUCAGAAAUUCGGCAUCAACUAAUCUCAGUAUAUUCUUGAGCUUAAAGAACAUGAAAGUGAGCGACCCCGACCCAAAUUUAGGUUCCAAUGUAGCAAAUGAAACAGAAUGUGAAACGAAAUGUCUUGAAAAUAGCCAGUGCGUCGCUUCUUUAUAUCAGGAAGCUGAAAACGGCACGCGAAGAGGUGAACGUGACAACAACUGCUGGAUUUGGAAAGAUCUUAUAGAGAAUCUUCAAGAGUAUCCGAACCAGGAUCGUAACCUCUCUGUUCGCGUAGCAAAAGCUGACAUAGAAUCAACUGCAAGGAGUUGUGAGCGUUGUGGCACAUAUACGAUCCCCUAUCCCUUGAGCACGGGACAAGAUUGUGGUGACCCCAUGUACUUCUUUUUCGACUGCAACACCUCGUCAGGCCAGGUUAGCUUCAAGGCACUCGAUGGCUCCCAAUAUCGUGUUGUUGGCAUCGAUCCAAGUACACGAAAAUUUGUCAUCCAAGUAGAAUAUCCUAAUGCUACAAAUUCAACCAUAAAACCGUGGUUCAAUGUGUCAUUGCCAUUUAUUUCGAACGACAAGUUGAUUACUGGGGUAGACAACAACACUGAUCAAUUCGAAGGCAGAUUGGAGGCUUCUAGAUCACAAAGGAAAAAUAAAGUAGGCGUACAGAUUUGUCGGAAGCCACCAAAGGAGCCAACCUGUACUUCAUCCACGGACUGCAGGGAUUGGCCAAAUUCAACUUGCAAUCCAACAAGAGAAGGAAAGCUGAGGUGCCUUUGCCAUCCAAACUUCCGGUGGGAUGGCUCAAAUCUGAAUUGUACCAAAGAAGGUGAUUUUCCUAAUUCUUCAGAACAGCCUUCAACGAGAAAGAUUCCAUUGCUUCUGAUUGUUGUGUUACCUCUUGCAUGUGUGACUGCUCUCGCUUGCAUCAUUAUUUUUAUGUAUAUAAGAAAGAUGGCCAAGAGGCAAGAAGUGAUAAGGGAGAAAAGAAAACAAGCACUUCACGCUUUGGACAGUGAAAAACAUGUCAAAGACUUGAUAGACUCGGUUGGGUCCAUAGAAGAAGAUGGGCAAGGCAUAGAAGUACCCUUUUUUGAUUUGGAAUGCAUACUAGCCGCUACAAAUAACUUCUCAGACGCAAACAGGCUCGGGCAGGGGGGCUACGGACCUGUUUACCUGGGUAUAUUUCCAGGAUGUCAUGAAAUUGCCGUAAAGAGGCUCUUAAGUGUAUCACGACAAGGCUUACAGGAAUUUAAAAAUGAGGUGGUCUUGAUUUCAAAACUCCAACAUAGGAAUCUUGUUAGACUUCAAGGAUAUUGCAUAAAUGUAGAUGAAAAGAUUUUACUCUAUGAGUACAUGCCAAACAAAAGCUUAGACUCAUUUAUAUUUGAUAAAAAUCUAAGCAUGCUUUUGGACUGGAAGAUUCGCUUCAACAUUAUCUUGGGAAUAACUCGAGGACUUCUUUAUCUUCACCAAGACUCUAGAUUGAGGAUCAUCCAUAGAGAUCUGAAAACCAGCAAUAUUCUUCUUGAUGAGGAGAUGAACCCCAAAAUAUCUGACUUUGGUUUGGCAAGGAUGGUUGGAGGAAAAGAAACUGGGGAUAACACAACCCGAGUAGCCGGAACUUAUCACUAUAUGUCUCCAGAGUACGCAUUAAAUGGAAUUUUCUCAGUCAAAUCCGAUGUUUAUAGUUUUGGAAUAGUUAUCCUUGAGAUAAUAUGUGGAAAAAAGAAUACAGGAUUUUAUCAAUCAGAAGAAGCCAUGAGCCUUGUAGCUUAUGCAUGGAGAUUGUGGGAAGAAAACAGGGUGUUGGACUCAAUGGACCAAUCCUUGCGGGAGAGUUGGAAUGUUGAUCAGUUCUUGAAGUGCGUUAAUGUUGCAUUCUUAUGCUUACAAGAAGACCCAAGUGACCGCCCCACCAUCUCAAAUAUCAUUACCAUGCUUGACAGUGAGACUGCGACAGUUCCAAUUCCUAGACAACCAGCUUUCAUUCUUAGAAAAGGCCUGCCUAGCACAGCAAGUUCUUCGAGUCGACCGGAGACACAUACAGAAUUGACCAUUAGUUCAGGAGAAACAUCAAUAUGA